UUUCGGGGAAUUAGCCAGAUUAGCGAUUACUGAUCGAUCCGUCAGUGACUGAGCGAGAUCUAUAUAAUCCAGAUUUCUUAUCGCCAAAGUUUAGAUUUCUACCGAUCUUGGGUAAUACCAACUAACCAUGGUAAAUAUCUUGACUAUUACAGUACUUUCAAUUAAAUUUACAAUUCUUUAAAACUAUUUUUAAGAAGAAGUUUAGUUACUGCAGAAAAUUUAGAAUAUGUUAGAAUUUAAUUUUGGUUUAUUUGAGAUAUGAAAAGUUGUUUAUUAAAUAUUAAUAUAACUAAAAAGUAACUAUGGUAAAUAUUCAAGGUAUUUCUGAAUCCACCCUCUUUUAAUAUCUGCCAAAACUACCCUAUAUAUUUUUUUAAAAUCCCCUGACUCACGGAUUACUCAUCUUUAUCUACCUCAGAUGGGUGUUGUGUUGUCUUGUCAUGGUCACUGGAUCGUUUGGACUUCCCUCCGCCGCCAUGUGCAAUUUUCUAUUUAUGUGCCAAUUGAUCGGUGAAACAACAAGUAACAAUAGUCUAUGGGCAUUAUAAACGGGGCGAUAAGAUUAGAUUUAGUGUGAUGCCCGAAAGGCAAGGAAAGAUAAGGAUUGGCCAAGAAGGGAGGGACGGUGGUUCGAUGGAGUCGUCCACUUAAAUUGUAGCCGCUGGCAUUGCGCAUUUCCAGUCCAACCGUCGUGGGCGACUGAACCACCAAAUUAAGAAUAAAUAACAAAAGAAGAAACCCCGAAAUGAUGCAGCAGAGAUCCCUGAUUUUGGCCCUCAUUUGCCUGACCCUCGUGGGCGUCUGCCACGCCCGCGGACGCAUUAUGGGCGGCGAGGAGGCGGACCCCACGGCCACGCCCUACGCCGCCUCCCUGCGCGUGGACAACGCCCACGUGUGCGGCGGCUGCAUUCUCUCCGAGACCAAGAUCCUGACCACCGCCCACUGUGUCCAUCGCGAGGGAAAUCUCAUCGAUGCCAGUCGCCUUUCGUGCCGAGUGGGCAGCACCAAUCAGUAUGCCGGCGGCAGGAUUGUGACCGUGGAAUCCGUAACCGUUCAUCCCGACUACUAUCAGCUGACCAACAACCUGGCCGUGAUCACGCUGAGCAGCCCGCUGGUCUACACGGAUCGCAUCAAGGCCAUUGCGGUGGCCGACGCGGGAGAGGCGCUGCCCGCCGAGGGUUCGGAGGUCGCGGUGGCCGGCUGGGGUCGCACCGCCGAGGGCACCACGUCCUACAAGAUCCGUGAAAUGUCGCUGACGGUGGCCCAGGAGUCCGCCUGCCAGGAUGCCUACAGCGAGCACAGCGAGCAGAGCUUCUGCCUGGCCCACGAACUCAAGGAGGGCACCUGCCACGGCGACGGAGGCAGUGGCGCCGUCUACGGGGACAAGCUAAUUGGUUUGACCAACUUUGUGGUCGGCGCCUGUGGAUCCCGCUACCCCGAUGUCUUCGUGCGCCUCUCCAGCUUCAGCGAUUGGAUCCAGGAGCAGAUCGCUUAAGGAACCUAACCCCUGAGCACGUCCCUUAAAAAUUAAAAUACUUAGUUAUUUCCCAAAAAACCAAA
Molecule: messenger RNA, 1560 nt
Organism: Drosophila takahashii
Lineage: Eukaryota; Metazoa; Arthropoda; Insecta; Diptera; Drosophilidae
Gene: sphe
Product: spheroide
Biological process (GO): proteolysis
Molecular function (GO): serine-type endopeptidase activity
Source: RefSeq, a predicted model, not a curated record